Molecule: messenger RNA, 2961 nt
Organism: Rangifer tarandus platyrhynchus (Svalbard reindeer)
Lineage: Eukaryota; Metazoa; Chordata; Mammalia; Artiodactyla; Cervidae
Source: the annotation of a GenBank genome assembly
AUGCACAGCCCCGGCGCUGAUGGGACCCAGGUGAGCCCAGCUGCCCCCUGCUCCAGCCCCCCCGUCAUAGGCUGGCCCAGGCCCCGCGCAGACACGCCAGGCCCUCAGCCCCAGCCCAUGGACCUGCGGGUGGGCCAGCGGCCCCCGGUGGAGCCCCCGCCGGAGCCCACACUGCUGGCCCUGCAGCACCCCCAGCGCCUCCACCACCACCUCUUCUUGGCGGGCCUGCAGCCCCAGCGCUCCGCAGAGCCCAUGCGGCUCUCAAUGGACACGCCGAUGCCCGAGUUGCAGAUGGGGCAGCAGGAACAAGAGCUGCGGCAGCUUCUCAAUAAGGACAAGAGCAAACGAAGUGCCGUGGCCAGCAGUGUGGUCAAGCAGAAGCUGGCAGAGGUGAUUCUGAAGAAACAACAGGCGGCCCUAGAGAGAACGGUCCAUCCUAACAGCCCCAGCGUCCCCUACAGAACUCUGGAGCCCUUGGAGACGGAGGGAGCUGCCCGUUCCAUGCUCAGCAGCUUCCUGCCUCCUGUUCCCAGCCUGCCUUGCGACCCCCCAGAACACUUCCCUCUGCGCAAGACAGUCUCCGAGCCCAACCUGAAGCUGCGCUACAAGCCCAAGAAGUCCUUGGAGCGGAGGAAGAACCCGCUACUCCGGAAGGAGAGUGCCCCUCCCAGCCUUCGGCGGCGGCCAGCAGAAACCCUCGGCGACUCCUCCCCUAGUAGUAGCAGCACACCGGCAUCAGGGUGCAGCUCCCCCAACGACAGCGAGCAUGGCCCCAACCCCGUCCUGGGCUCUGAGGCGCUCUUGGGCCAGCGGCUGCGGCUGCAGGAGACCUCUCUGGCCCCGUUCGCCUUGCUGCCCACAAUCACACUGGGGCUGCCCGCCCCUGCCAGGGCUGAUGGUGACCGCAGGACCCAUGCAACUCUGGGCCCUCGGGGCCCAGUCCUGGGGAGCCCCCAUGCUCACCUCUUCCUGCCCCAUGGCCUGGAGCCCGAGGCUGGGGGCCCCCUGCCCUCUCGCCUGCAGCCCAUUCUCCUCCUGGAUCCCUCAGUGUCUCACACCCCUCUGCUGACUGUGCCCGGGCUUGGGCCACUGCCCUUCCACUUGGCCCAGUCCUUACUGACCACCGAGCGGCCCUCUGGAUCAGGCCUCCACCGGCCACUGAGCCGGACCCGCUCAGAGCCCCUGCCCCCAAGCGCCACUGCCCCCUCACUGCUGGGCCCCCUGCAGCCCCGCCUGGAGCGGCUCAAACCUCACGUCCAGCUGAUCAAGAGGUCAACCAAGCCGAGUGAGAAGCCCCGACUGCGGCAGAUACCCUCGGCUGAGGACCUCGAGACGGACGGCGGGAGCGUGGGGCCACUGCGGGAUGACAGCCUGGAACACAGGGAGUCCAGCCAUGGGCAGCAGGAGGCCAGAGGCCCUGUUCCUCUCCAGCAGCACCAGCAGGUGUUCCUCUGGGAGCAGCAGCGACUGGCCGGGCAGCUCCCCCGAGGAGCCACUGGAGACUCUGUGCUGCUUCCCCUGGCCCCGGGCAGUCACCGGCCCCUGUCCAGGGCUCAGUCGUCCCCGGCUGCACCUGCCUCGCUGCCGACUCCAGAGCCCGCCAGCCAGGCCCGUAUCCUGCCUAGCUCAGAGACCCCUGCCCGGACCCUGCCCUUCACCACGGGGUUGGUCUAUGACUCGGUGAUGCUGAAGCACCAGUGCUCCUGCGGGGACAACAGCAGGCACCCAGAGCACGCGGGCCGUAUCCAGAGCAUCUGGUCGCGGCUGCUGGAGCGGGGGCUCCGGAGCCAGUGUGAGUCUCUCCGGGGCCGGAAGGCCUCCCUGGAGGAGCUACAGUCGGUGCACUCUGAACGGCACGUGCUCCUCUAUGGCACCAACCCGCUCAGCCGCCUCAAACUGGACAACGGGAAGCUGGCAGGCCUCCUGGCACAGCGGAUGUUCGUGAUGCUGCCUUGUGGCGGUGUUGGGGUGGACACUGACACCAUCUGGAAUGAGCUGCACUCCUCCAAUGCGGCCCGCUGGGCUGCUGGCAGCGUCACCGACCUCGCCUUCAAAGUGGCCUCCCGUGAGCUAAAGAACGGUUUUGCUGUGGUUCGGCCCCCAGGACACCACGCAGACCAUUCCACAGCCAUGGGCUUCUGCUUCUUCAACUCAGUGGCCAUCGCCUGCCGGCAGCUGCAACAACAGGGCAAAGCCAGCAAGAUCCUCAUUGUGGACUGGGACGUUCACCAUGGCAACGGCACCCAGCAGACCUUCUACCAGGACCCCAAUGUGCUGUACAUCUCCCUUCAUCGCCAUGACGACGGCAACUUCUUCCCUGGCAGUGGGGCUGUGGAUGAGGUGGGAGCUGGCAGCGGUGAGGGCUUCAAUGUCAACGUGGCCUGGGCUGGAGGUCUGGACCCCCCGAUGGGGGAUCCUGAGUACCUGGCUGCCUUCAGGAUAGUCGUGAUGCCCAUCGCCCGGGAGUUCUCUCCAGACCUGGUCCUGGUGUCGGCUGGAUUUGAUGCUGCCGAGGGUCACCCGCCCCCACUGGGUGGCUACCAUGUUUCUGCCAAGUGUUUUGGGUACAUGACUCAGCAGCUCAUGAGUUUGGCCGGAGGUGCGGUGGUGCUGGCCCUGGAGGGUGGCCAUGACCUCACAGCCAUCUGUGAUGCCUCCGAGGCCUGUGUGUCUGCUCUUCUGGGCAACAAGGUGGAUCCCCUCUCAGAAGAAGGCUGGAAGCAGAAACCCAACCUCAACGCCAUCCGCUCCCUGGAAGCUGUGAUCCGAGUGCACAGUGAAUACUGGGGCUGCAUGCAGCGUCUGGCCUCCCGUCCAGACUCCUGGGUGCACAGGGUGCCAGGGGCCGACGCAGAAGAAGUGGAGGCAGUGACGGCGCUGGCAUCCCUCUCUGUGGGCAUCCUGGCUGAAGAGCGGACCUCAGGGCAGCUGGUGGAGGAGGAGGAACCCAUGAAUCUCUGA